AUGUCUUUGCAGAAGAUUGGUUCCAUUUCAGACUGCAAACAGAACGAAAGGAAAACAACAACAAAUGGGGUCUUUGAAGUAGUACUCGUCGAUAUCAAGACUUCAAAAGUUACUCAUAAAUCGCGGGACCGUAUCAUUAAAGUGGGACGCGCUACCGGUCCAAGUGCCUUGGAGUAUCCCUGUAAAUUCGUUGGGAUAGCAUUGACAAUGGAUAGCAUUCAUCUCCUUUUCAUGUCACCACCAGCUCUUUCACAAAGUGAGGACGAGAAUCUUUUCUAG
This is a messenger RNA of Acanthocheilonema viteae, 279 nucleotides long. The record is from the annotation of a GenBank genome assembly. Lineage: Eukaryota; Metazoa; Nematoda; Chromadorea; Rhabditida; Onchocercidae.